This is a messenger RNA of Monodelphis domestica (gray short-tailed opossum), 1377 nucleotides long. It is a transcript of the gene NIT1, whose product is annotated as nitrilase 1. Gene Ontology annotation, molecular function: hydrolase activity, acting on carbon-nitrogen (but not peptide) bonds, in linear amides. Lineage: Eukaryota; Metazoa; Chordata; Mammalia; Didelphimorphia; Didelphidae. The record is from RefSeq and is a predicted model, not a curated record.
UACUCUCCGCCAUCUUUACCCGCCCGCUGUGCCCCAGAAGCCCAAUUCUCGCCUUCUCGUGCGUCACAUCCGGACACCUUGGGCUCAGCCUCCUUCAGACACUGGUGCCUUGGGCGCCAUCUUGGUUAGGGGCACUUCCGGUUAAGCGUCACCCUCCGGAACCCGAGAAAGUGCCUGUUCCUGUUGCACUCUGCAUCCAGGCUUCCUGGUCUCUCACUGUUCCGGAACUCACGCAGACCUGGGACCAUGGCUGUCUCCACUCUUAAUAGAGGUUUGCCUCUAGUGGCAGUGUGCCAGGUGACAUCAACACCAGAUAAGGAACAAACUUUUGCAGCCUGCUCAGGACUAGUUCGGGAGGCUGCCAAGUUGGGUGCCUGCCUGGCCUUCUUGCCUGAGGCCUUUGACUUCAUUGCACGUGAUCCUGCAGAGACACUCCAGCUGUCAGAGCCACUAGGUGGGGAUCUUGUGAGUCGAUAUGCCCAACUGGCCAGGGAAUGUGGACUCUGGAUAUCCCUUGGUGGUUUUCAUGAACGGGGCCAAGACUGGGAGCAGACUCAGCGAAUCUAUAAUUGUCAUGUGCUCCUGGACAACAAAGGAUCUAUUGUGGCCACAUAUAGAAAGACUCACCUCUGUGAUGUGGAACUUCCAGGACAGGGAUCCAUGUGUGAGAGCAACUCUACUGCACCUGGGCCCACUCUUGGAUCACCUAUCAGUACACCAGCCGGCAAGGUAGGCCUGGCCAUCUGCUAUGACCUGCGUUUUCCAGAGCUCUCCCUUGCCUUGGCCCAGAAUGGUGCUGAAAUUCUCACCUACCCUUCAGCCUUUGGCUCAGUCACAGGCCCAGCCCACUGGGAGGUGCUGCUCCGGGCUCGAGCCAUAGAGACACAGUGCUAUGUGGUUGCAGCAGCACAGUGGGGACAGCACCACGAAAAAAGAGGGAGUUAUGGACACAGUAUGGUGGUAGAUCCCUGGGGAGUUGUGGUCGCACGCUGUUCUGAGGGGCCAGGUCUCUGCCUUGCCCACAUUGACCUGGCCUAUCUGCGACAAGUACGCCAGCAUAUGCCUGUGGCCCAGCACCGAAGGCCUGACCUGUAUGGCAAUUUAGGUCGACCAGAUCUUUGACACUUGCUGAGCUAGGACCUUAUUCAGAGACAGUGAGGAUCUGUGGCUUGGAGGCAGGACCCCAGGCCACUGAAGAACCUCUACUCUGCUUCUUUCAUGGCACACAGAUUUAACCAGUCGUAAAGUUCCCUCAAAAUGCUUUUAUGGGCUCAGAAUUAGUUUUAUAUAGAUGGGCUCUUAAUUUUAUGAAAACUAAAGCUACAUCAAGGUCUUGAGUAGCACUGACAUUGGAAAAAUAUAGUCAUGAAGUCUCAA